AGCGUUCCUCGCUGACUGCUCGGACUCCUCGAGCCGCAUUUAAAAAAAAAAUCACUUGCUAGUAAGCCCAACUGGUGACAAUGUCUGCCCUUAACCAUGGGACACUGAAGAUAAAAGCAACACGAUGGCUUUUUGUGCAGGCGCUACUUAACCUUGCCCUGCACACGACUUCUGCAAUCAGCUCCGACCCAUUCGAAAAGAAGUGCAACCCUGAUGAAGUGGAGUACCGUAAUUUUUGUUAUUAUUUUGAGUUUGACAAUAAAACCCUGGAAGCUGACUGGGAGGCUGCUGAGAAUUACUGCAGAGCAAGGAAAGGUCACUUGCUCAGCCUCCACUCUGUUGACGAGGCCAACUUCGUGAAAGCUCACAUGCAAUCGAAUAGCACCUGGCUUGGAGUGAAGAAGUAUACGGGAAGGAAGGCAAUGUACAGUGAUGGAACAUGGCCAGACGAAAACCCUAACUACAGUGUAAACUUGGAUAGGAUGACGGACCCCUAUUGUCUUAGGAUCACCAUGUCUGAUGGGUUCCAAUACGCCCAUUGCAGAAAUCAGAAUUCCUUCAUCUGUAAAAAAGGCCAGACACCCAAUCUAAAUCAGACAGUUUGGAGUGACGAAUGCGGUCGGUGGGUGAACAACCCCUCAAACAACUUCUGUUACUGGUUCAACAACAACUUUUGGACAACUUGGGACGAGGCGCAAGAUAUGUGCUAUCUGAAGGGCGGGAACCUGCUCCGCAUCACUGAUCUCAAGGAACAAACCUUCCUGCACGACUAUAUUCAGGAGUUCUGGAACGGCAUCUCUCUGUGGAUGGACGGCAAGAGCGAAAAUGGAGAGUUUUGGUGGGCGAACAACAGAUUACAGCGCCCCCCAUACAUACGUUGGAGUUCAGUGAAAGAGUCCGACUCUCCUUCCCGCUGUCUUUCCUUCGUCGUUGGCCAAAGCGUUUGGAAGGAAGAUGACUGCUUCAACUUUCAAGGCUUCAUCUGCGAGAAAGAAAAGGCAACGCAAGAUUGACUGGCUCGUGACUGGAAGUUACUCUGAGAUGGAAGACAACAAAAACAUGCUGACUUAUGUCCUGCAGAACACCUGUAGGACUUGCCUCAUGCCAACAUCCUUUAAAAUGUUAUCUAUUCUGCUUCGACAGAGCUUUUGAUUGCUUAAACUGACUUUUGAAUUAUUCUUUACGUUUGAAAACAAUAUUCAUAUAUUUUCUGUGCUUGAUUAUGUAACCCAAUGAUUCUUUCUUUCCAAAAACCAAUUAUUUAUGUAAAAGUUGAUGCAAAUAAAAAUAAAACGCAA
Molecule: messenger RNA, 1298 nt
Organism: Syngnathus acus (greater pipefish)
Lineage: Eukaryota; Metazoa; Chordata; Actinopteri; Syngnathiformes; Syngnathidae
Product: macrophage mannose receptor 1-like
Exons: 9
Coding region: 81-1013 (310 amino acids)
Cellular component (GO): external side of plasma membrane
Molecular function (GO): carbohydrate binding
Source: RefSeq, a predicted model, not a curated record